UUACAGCCAAAUGAAGCGUUGCCUAAUCUACAAAGCUUUAAGGGUUCUAGAACAAGUCUUUUUAUGGGCUCGACAUUAUUUGGCUUUGAUCAUUUUGGCGGUGGAGAAAAAGACGAUAAAAAUAAGGAUAAAGAAAAAACCCCAACCGAAGAAACAAACAAAAAAUUACCGAUUAUAAAUCCACUAGUACGCUUACCAAAUUGGCCAAAUCUUACAAAUGGAACUGGAUUUAUAUCGAAAUGUUUAUUGGCAAAUGCAGAUACUCUUUGUGCCGCUGUUAGUCCACUUAUGGAUCCCGAUGAAACCCUACUUGCUGGAUAUCACGAAAAGUGCGUUAUGAAUAAUUAUUUUGGCAUUGGUAUUGAUGCAAAGAUAUCACUCGAUUUUCAUAACAAGCGUGAAGAACAUCCAGAAAAGUGUCGAUCUCGUGCCAAGAACUACAUGUGGUAUGGCGUCUUAGGUUCUAAGCAAUUAUUGCAAAAGACCUGUAAGAACUUAGAGCAACGUGUGCAAUUGGAAUGCGACGGUCAACGUAUACCAUUGCCCUCAUUGCAGGGCAUUGUUAUACUUAACAUACCAAGUUUUAUGGGUGGCACUAAUUUCUGGGGUACCUCCAAAAAAGAUGAUAUAUUUUUAUCACCCAGUUUUGAUGAUCGCAUAUUGGAAGUAGUCGCUGUAUUUGGGUCUGUACAAAUGGCUGCAUCCCGUUUAAUCAAUUUGCAACAUCAUCGCAUUGCACAAUGUCAGAGUGUACAAAUCAAUAUACUCGGUGAAGAAGAAAUACCCAUACAAGUAGAUGGUGAAGCUUGGUUACAGCCGCCUGGUAUGAUACGUAUUUUACACAAAAAUCGUGUGCAAAUGUUAUGUCGUAAUCGCCAUUUGGAAGUAUCACUAAAGACUUGGCAGGAGAAACAACGACAACAUAGUAUUUCUAUACAGCGUGAACAAUCUUCCACUGCUUCGGAACAUGCAAUUUCCACCGAUGAAGUUAUAUCGGAACGUGAAUGUUAUGUAUUGCUCAAUUUUAUAGAAGCCGUCAGUUCGCUAGUGAAGUGGGUGAAAUUCUUAAUAAUUUCACAUCCAUCAUUGCAACAUGAUUUGUAUGCAGUUGCCUGUAGAGCUUCCGAGGCUUUGGAAUCAAUACACCCAAAUGGUAAACUAUUAGAGGGUCCUACUUUGAGAACAAAGCUUGUGGAAGUUAUUGACUCUUCGAGGCAACUCUACGAUGAUGCUUGCACUUUGUUACGAGAUCGUGGGCAUAGUUUAAUAUUGCGUGAAGAUCUCGAGACAAAGUUAAGUGCUGCACUAGCAAAUAUGGAAAUGGAGUUAAAAAAAUGUUCAGUGCAAAAAUGUAUUGACGGCAAGAUACGUGCUUAUUUCAAUGUUUUAGCACCAAAUGAAGAGGGUGAUGGCCGACGCAAGUCUCGUCCAUUUUGGGUGCGCCUGCGUUCUGGUUCCACCGCAGGUCAGCAGCAAUUCAAACCACCGCUCACCAAUACACGUGAAGCUGUCAGCAAUUGGAGUGUUAAUGAAGUCGUCACUUGGCUGGAGACAAUGCAGCUAUCUGAAUACGUGGACAGUUUUCUUAAAAAUGACAUACGUGGUAAAGAACUUUUAACUUUGGGUCGUAGAGACUUAAAAGAUCUGGGCGUCAUUAAGGUAGGACAUGUUAAACGCAUAUUACAGGCUAUUAAAGAUUUAGGCGAGAAUUAAGUGUAAAAAAAAAAUUAACAAUUAACAAGUGUUUUAUUAAAUU
This is a messenger RNA of Teleopsis dalmanni, 1756 nucleotides long. Its product is annotated as diacylglycerol kinase eta-like. Gene Ontology annotation, biological process: intracellular signal transduction; lipid phosphorylation; diacylglycerol metabolic process. The record is from RefSeq and is a predicted model, not a curated record. The transcript has 4 exons. The annotation marks the transcript as partial. NCBI's taxonomy places the organism in Eukaryota, Metazoa, Arthropoda, Insecta, Diptera, Diopsidae. Gene Ontology annotation, molecular function: ATP-dependent diacylglycerol kinase activity; protein binding.